CCUUACAAAACUUACACAUAACAGUAGAUUUACACUAAUAAAUUAGUGAAAUUUCAUUAUUUACUCAAAAAUUUAAAAAAAUUAGUGAUUAGCAAUUGUUAGUUUGAUUAAUGAUGUGUUAUUCUUUAGCAAUGUAUGUAGGUACUAAAUACUUACUAACUUUUGUUAAUUCUUUUUAAUUUUUUUUAUAGAUUCAUAUGUGAAUUGAAGCACAAGUUUAGCUUGAAGACUACAAAUUUAGCUCAAUUGUGGUGAUUACAUCUCAUGGCGGACGAUCAGGACCGUAUUUAUGUCGAGGAUGUAGAGGAUGAUGAUGAUGAUUUCUCUGAGGAUGAGGAUGGUGAUGAGCUGUAUGAUGUGAACAAGGAGCCUGAUUUGGGUGAGACAGAAGAUCAGGCUCAGGAUGAGUUCGAGCGUAGGUUGGAUGAAUUUGAAAUUUCGGCUGAACUAGCGCCUCCUAUUGAAAAUGCAGUUGCUGAGACGGUUGGUGAGAACGCUACUUCCCACAAUCUAAGCCAAGGAAAAAGUGGAGGAGGUGUGAGGGCACCGGCUAAGAAAAAGGUGAGGGGUCCGACGACAAGUUUCAAGAAACCCGUCGGUCCAAUGGUCCUGGAGUACGACAAGGCGGGCCAACCUGUAGGAAAAUUCCGUCGUCCAUAUGCUAUUCACGUUGGUCUUUGUGCGCGUAAAAUCCCAAUUACACUUCGUAUGCGGGAAGUACCUCCAGGCUUGAUUGACACCUUUUGGAAUGAUACAAGGAGUUUGUUUAAUAUUCCUAAUGAUCCCGCCAAGCGAAGGGUGUUUGAAUCUUUGCUAGCCGAAAGAUUCAGAGGCUUCAAGACCGUAUUAGUCCGUGGUUGGAUCACAAAGACUGUUGUGAACAAACCAAAGAAGAAGAAAGGCAAUGAUGCUGAAGUCAUCAAUGAAGAGCUACUCCCAUGGCAAAAAUGGCCAAACAUAUCGAAGGAUGAUUGGGAAGCUUUUGUUAUUCAACAAAGUACAAAGGAAGCAAUUGUAAGUUUAAGUAAAUUUGAUUACAAUUGUAUAAUAUAUUAA
Chenopodium quinoa (quinoa) is the source of this 1056-nucleotide messenger RNA. RefSeq lists its product as uncharacterized. The transcript is spliced from 3 exons. Bases 265 to 1056 code for a protein of 263 amino acids. The record is from RefSeq and is a predicted model, not a curated record. NCBI's taxonomy places the organism in Eukaryota, Viridiplantae, Streptophyta, Magnoliopsida, Caryophyllales, Amaranthaceae.